Messenger RNA from Daphnia pulicaria, 1161 nucleotides. RefSeq names its product protein SEC13 homolog (gene Sec13). NCBI's taxonomy places the organism in Eukaryota, Metazoa, Arthropoda, Branchiopoda, Diplostraca, Daphniidae. The transcript is spliced from 6 exons. Gene Ontology annotation, cellular component: COPII vesicle coat; nuclear pore outer ring. Gene Ontology annotation, molecular function: protein binding; structural molecule activity. The coding region runs from base 138 to 1073 and encodes 311 amino acids. Gene Ontology annotation, biological process: COPII-coated vesicle budding; protein import into nucleus; positive regulation of TOR signaling. The record is from RefSeq and is a predicted model, not a curated record.
UGAUGUUUGGCAACGCGCUGGGGACACGUCGACUGAAAAGUGAAAAUUGACAGAUUCGUUUGUGUGAGUUUGUCGGUAUUUUUUUUACGCAGGAAUAUUUUAUAACUCGCUGUCUUAUCUACAAGUUCUCAGUAAAAAUGGUGUCAGUCAUUUCCACAGUCGAUACUGGACAUGAAGACAUGAUCCAUGAUGCGCAAAUGGACUAUUAUGGCUGUCGGCUUGCAACCUGCUCAUCUGACAGGUCUGUGAGGAUUUACGAUGUGAAAAAUGGAACACAAACAUUGGCUGCCGAUUUGAGAGGACAUGAAGGACCAGUUUGGCAAAUUGCUUGGGCUCAUCCCAAAUUUGGGAAUAUUUUAGCAUCAUGUUCUUAUGAUCACAAAGUUAUUAUCUGGAAAGAGAUGAAUGGACAAUGGGUCAAGUUUUAUGAAUAUGCUAACCAUGAUUCAUCUGUGAACUCUGUUUGCUGGGCUCCUCAUGACUAUGGCCUUAUCCUCGCUUGUGGAAGUUCUGAUGGAUCCAUCUCCAUUCUCUCUGCUACAGCUGCGGGAGGUUGGGAGGCCAAGAAGAUCAACAAUGCUCAUACAAUUGGGUGCAAUGCAGUUAGCUGGGCUCCAGCUAUUGGACCUAACGCGGCCUUUGACUCAACUACCGGUUCACGAUCUGCUCCUGUCAAGCGUUUUGUUAGUGGGGGUUGUGAUAAUCUUGUCAAAGUCUGGCGGGAAGAUAAAGAAUGGGUCGAGGAAGCUAAACUAGAAGGUCAUUCGGAUUGGGUUCGUGAUGCAGCUUGGGCUCCAUCCAUUGGACUCUCGCGUACUGUCAUCGCCAGCUGUUCUCAAGAUCGUCGAGUGAUUCUAUGGACCAACGACGGUGUUUCCAGCAGUUGGAACCAACGAGUUCUUCACACCUUCGAAGAUGUUGUUUGGCACGUCUCAUGGUCCGUGACCGGAAACAUCUUGGCGGUCUCUGGUGGGGACAACAAAGUUAGUCUCUGGAAGGAAACAGUGGAAGGCCAAUGGGUAUGCAUCAGUGACGUGAGUCGAGGCAAGGGAUCGACGCCUGGCCAACAGUGAAAAUACCCGUCUGUUUGUUAAUCUCCACUCUAACGCUAGCCAUGUUUCCCUUAAUUUGGUUUACUAUAUAAAUUACCGCAAAGAAACA